CCAUCAACAAGGCGGAUCCUACGUUUUCCGAGAAAACGAGGCCCGACGUGGAAAUGCAAUCGACGGGGAGGAGUACUGGAACCAACAUUGGUCAGGCCAUCGGGGAAAUCAGCUCAGGGACGCCCUACGUCAAAAUAAUCGAGCAACCGGCGAGCAAGGCUUUGCGCUUCAGGUACGAGUGCGAGAGCAGGACGGCCGGCAGUAUACCCGGUAUCAGCAGCACACCCGAGAACAAGACCUAUCCGACCAUACAGAUCGUAGGAUUUAGGGGUCGAGCGAUCGUCGUGGUGUCGUGCGUGACGAGGGACUCGUCCUCGAGGAGCUCGUCCUAUCUACCGCAUCCGCACCAUCUGGUUGGCAAGGAGACCUGCAGCCGGGGCGUUUGUACAGUCGAGGUUUCCGCGGAGGACAACAUGACGGUCGUUUUUAACAAACUCGGCGUCCAGUGCGUCAAGCGAAGGGAUAUCGAGGACUCGCUCAGACAGAGGGAAGAAAUGCGGGUCGAUCCCUUUCGAACCGGUUUUGAUCACAAGCGUCAGCCGACGAGUAUAGACUUGAACGCCGUGAGGUUGUGCUUCCAGGCGUUUCUGGAGGGUCCGGUCAAGGGCGAGUUUAGGAUCCCCCUUAUGCCAGUCGUUUCGACGCCGGUUUACGACAAAA
Copidosoma floridanum is the source of this 660-nucleotide messenger RNA. RefSeq names its product dorsal (gene Dl). The record is from RefSeq and is a predicted model, not a curated record. Gene Ontology annotation, cellular component: nucleus; cytoplasm. Lineage: Eukaryota; Metazoa; Arthropoda; Insecta; Hymenoptera; Encyrtidae. Gene Ontology annotation, molecular function: RNA polymerase II cis-regulatory region sequence-specific DNA binding; DNA-binding transcription factor activity, RNA polymerase II-specific. Gene Ontology annotation, biological process: inflammatory response; canonical NF-kappaB signal transduction; response to cytokine.